UGCAGUCUAUCACUUAUUGUUGACUCGACUCAUUCUCUCAACGCUUCUCUCUCAUCGUCUUCUCGAUCAAUCACAGCGAGCGAAGAAAAACAAUGCCACGACGAGGGGUGACCACGAUGGCUGAUGCAACAUCAACGCCCAGACCGCAGCUCGAUCGGACUAGCCUCCUCGCUCUCUCACUUGUCAUCUCGCUUCCUCCCUGACACUCGACAACCAACCUCCAGCUCCAUCAACUAGUUUUGCAACUGCCCAACAAGAUGCACUCCAAAUUUGUCGCCAUAGUGGGCCUGUGUGUCGCUGCUUCUAUUCUGCAUGCGACUGACGCUGCUAAUAGAAUGCCCCCACGUCGUCAACUCGGGUCUUACAAGGACUACGGCCACAGCCAGCACAAGCACGACCACGACCGCAAGAAACACCACCACCACGACAAGAAGGACCACUCGCGCUACUACCGUCGCCGCCUCGAAGAUAAGGACACCAAGGCUACCGAUUAUAAGGACACCAAGGCUACCGAGUCUUCGGACUACAGCUACGGCAAAGGCGAUUAUGGUCACGGGCACGACCACCAGGGCUAUGGCCAUGAUGACUAUGGUCACGAUGACUGUGGCCGCGAUAGCUACGGCCACGAUGAUUAUAAGCACAACGACUACAAGCACAACGGAUACGGAUACGUUAGCGGCGACGACUACAAGGGCUAUGGUAGCGGCUACAGCCACAGCUAUAAGAGCUAUGGAGGCGACUCCGACGACUACUACGGUCACGGCAACGACUACUACCCUGAUUACUACUCGUCAUAUGGUGGUGGCAACGGCAACGGCUACUACCCCGACUACUACUCGUCGUACAAUUGUGGGUAUGGAAAUGGAAAUGGAUACUACCCGGACUACUACUCUUCCUACGGCUACUAUAGUGUGUGGCAAGCAAGGAGGCGUACCUCAACGGCAAGGAGGCUAUCCUGA
Molecule: messenger RNA, 959 nt
Organism: Phytophthora infestans T30-4
Lineage: Eukaryota; Oomycota; Peronosporomycetes; Peronosporales; Peronosporaceae
Product: M96 mating-specific protein, putative
Exons: 1
Coding region: 258-959 (233 amino acids)
Source: RefSeq, a predicted model, not a curated record